CUCGUAUAAAAGGAGACGUCGGACUGAGGUCCGACCUCUCAGCCUCCUCUUUCAGUUGCCCAUCACUCGUCCACGUUACCGCCUGCUGCCAUGUCGUUUGUGGCUCCUCCUGGCUACCAGCCGAUCUACAGCCCCAGAAUUCCCUAUCUGGGGCCAAUUUAUGGAGGCCUGAGGGAAGGGAUGUCCAUCUACCUCCAAGGAUCUACUCCUGAAGACAUGACCAGGUUCUUCGUUAACCUGCUCUGCGGAGAGUCCGAGUCCAGCGACAUCGCCAUGCACUUCAACCCUCGGUUCGAUGGCUGGGACAAGGUGGUUUUUAACUCCUGUCAGAAUGGAUCCUGGGAGUCAGAGGAGAAGAUUCGUAGCAUGCCCUUCUCCAAGGGUCAGGCCUUUGAAAUGAUCAUCAUAGUCACUUCAGAGGGCUACAAGAUCAAAGUCAAUGGGAAUGAUUUCCAUACUUUCUGCCACCGCCUCCCGGUGGAGCGAGUCCGUGGAAUGCAGAUCGCAGGAGAUGUUUCCAUUCAGACAAUAAACGUCAUCGGGGGUGGAAGCGGAGGAGGAAUGGGACAGGGAGGAUAUCCAGGAGCUGGCAUGGGGCAGGGAGGAGGAUAUCCGGGAGGUAACGCUGGGGGUGGAUAUCCAGGUGGCAUGGGAGGAGGAAUGGGGCAGGGAGGAUAUCCAGGAGGAUAUCCAGGAGGUGACAAUGGGGGUGGAUAUCCAGGAGGCAUGGGAGGUGGAAUGGGGGGAGGAUUCCCAGGAUCUAAUCUGCCGGGGAUGGGCGGGCAGCCAGUCUACAACCCUCCUGUGCCCUACACCAAUAUGAUCCCCGGAGGCAUGUACCCUAAGAGGACCAUCAUCAUCAGAGGCAUGGUGCCCUAUGGAGGAGACAGACUGAGCAUCAACUUCGUCGUGAGCAGAUCUCGGGACAUCGCCUUCCACAUGAACCCCAGAAUGAGGGAGAGAGUGUUGGUGAGGAACAGCAAGAUUGGAGGAAGCUGGGGCAAAGAGGAACGAGAGCUCAGCGUAAACCCCUUCACGGAGGGACAGUACUUUGAUAUGUCGAUUCGUUGUGGGAACCAGAGGUUUAAGGUGUUUGUGAACGGGCAGCACCUGUUCGACUUCUUCCAUCGCAUGCAGUCCUUCAACGAGAUCGACAUGCUGGAGAUAGAAGGCGACGUGCAGAUCUCCUACAUCCACUUCUAAAACCACACACACACUCACUCAUGCGCUGACAUACAAACCUUUAUUCACCUGUUAAUGAAGUUUUCCGUCAGCCACCGAGCUCUUUAUCUCAGGUUCUUAUUCUUACUACUGAUAUGUGAUCACAAAUCUCCAAAUGUUACCUCAUCAUGUAGCUUAACCAAUAAAAAUGUCACUCAAA
This is a messenger RNA of Mugil cephalus (flathead mullet), 1381 nucleotides long. RefSeq names its product galectin-4-like. Gene Ontology annotation, molecular function: carbohydrate binding. Bases 91 to 1203 code for a protein of 370 amino acids. Lineage: Eukaryota; Metazoa; Chordata; Actinopteri; Mugiliformes; Mugilidae. The transcript is spliced from 15 exons. The record is from RefSeq and is a predicted model, not a curated record.